GUGUCUGCCGGAGACGGAGGAGUUCGGGCAAGAUGUUGGCCGCAUCGGGUCAUUUCAGGGGGAAAUUCGGUGUGAACCCCCGAACAACCAGCUUAAUAAGUUCGAUGGGACCUUGUACUGGGAUAACCAAGCGCAUCCUUUGGACAAUGACAAGAUCCUGCUGCGCGGUUGCAUCCUCCGGAACACCCAGUGGUGCUACGGCGUGGUCAUCUUCGCCGGCAAGGACACCAAACUCAUGAUGAAUUCUGGGAAGACAAAGUUCAAACGCACAAGUAUUGAUAGAUUGUUAAACUUCAUUAUUUUAGGGAUUGUAUUUUUUCUGCUUUCUAUGUGCCUAUUUUGCACUGUAGCCUGUGGAAUAUGGGAGACAUUGACAGGUCAGCACUUCAGAAUUUUCCUGCCAUGGGAUAGUCUUGUACCGCCAGAGCCAGCUGGUGGUGCUGCUGUGAUAGCCCUCUUGGUCUUUUUCUCAUAUGCCAUUGUCCUGAACACCGUUGUGCCUAUUUCUCUAUAUGUUAGUGUGGAAGUAAUUCGAUUAUGCCAGAGUUUCCUCAUCAAUUGGGAUGUUGCCCUUUGUUAUGCUCCUACUGGGGUGCAUGCAAAAGCACGCACAACCACCCUGAAUGAGGAGCUUGGCCAGAUUGAAUAUAUUUUCUCAGACAAGACUGGAACUUUAACACAGAAUAUUAUGACAUUCAACAAAUGUUCCAUAGCUGGAAGAUCAUUUGGAGAUAUCAUAGAUCCGAGAACAGGUGAAAGUUUGGAAAUUAAUGAGUCAGGAACUUGGAUCAGGAAGAAAACGAAGAAGUCAUCAAGUCAGCGAAAUGCCAACCUGAGAACACCACCUGAUGCCACAGUGGACAACCUCAUUGGUCCCUUAGAUGAGACAGAGGUCAACCUGCUGAGUGAUGAAGAGUACCGACAGUACACAAGAUCAGUGGAUUUGUCACACAACCCAUACCAUGAGUCAAGCUUCAAGUUUUACGACCACGCACUGACGGAUGCUCUAGAUGCAAGUGAUCCCAGCUGUGAGCUCUUCUUUCGACUCCUUGCACUUUGUCACACUGUGAUGUCAGAGGAUAAGAAUGGAAAACUGGAAUACCAAGCACAGUCACCAGAUGAGGCCGCGUUGGUCUCAGCUGCUCGCAACUUUGGUUUUGUUUUCCUUUCUCGCACACCAAAUAGUAUUACCAUAUCAGCAAAAGGAACUGAAGAAAUGUAUGAGCUGCUUUGUAUCCUUGACUUUAAUAAUGUCAGGAAAAGAAUGUCGGUCAUUCUCAAGAGAGAUGGUAAAAUACGACUAUAUUGUAAAGGUGCUGACUCCAUCAUAUAUGAAAGAUUAAAAGAUGGACAAGAAAGUUUGAAAUAUCAUACUCAGGAGCAUCUGAAUAAAUUUGCAGGGGAAGGUUUGCGAACACUAUGCCUUGCAUACAAGGAUUUAGAUGGAGAAUAUUUUCAAAAUUGGAAAGCUCGGCAUCAUGAAGCUGCCAUUUCUCUGGACAGGCGAGAGGAGAAAUUGGAUGCUAUUUAUGAAGAGAUUGAAAAGGAUCUUAUUCUUUUGGGAGCUACAGCUAUUGAGGACAAGCUGCAGGAUGGAGUACCUCAGACCAUAGCCAAUCUUGCAAUUGCUGGUAUUAAGAUCUGGGUGCUUACAGGUGACAAACAGGAAACUGCAAUCAAUAUUGGUUAUUCCUGCCAGUUGUUGACAGAUGAUAUGCUUGACAUCUUCAUCAUUGAUGCCCACACUGCCUCAGAAGUUGAAGAUCAGCUCAAAAAAUAUCGUGAGGAAAUUCGCAAUGUGAAUGCCACAAGUCAACCACAGACAAACUUAUCAGUUGUCACAUUCAGCGAUGAAGGCGUGGGGCAGGACACUCUGAGUGAUGCUGGUGAGCCAAAUGGAGGCUUUGCUCUGGUCAUAAAUGGCCACUCCUUGGUUUGGGCUCUCAGUCCCAAGUUCGAGCAGCUCUUCCUGGAAGUUGCCAGUCAGUGUAAAUCCGUUAUAUGCUGUAGAGUGACACCCUUGCAAAAAGCCUUGGUUGUUGAUUUGGUGAAACGCUACAAGAAAGCAGUGACUCUGGCAGUGGGUGAUGGAGCUAAUGAUGUGUCAAUGAUUAAAACUGCUCACAUUGGAGUGGGCAUAUCUGGCCAGGAGGGCUUGCAAGCAGUCUUAGCAUCAGAUUAUUCAGUGGCGCAGUUCCGAUUUCUCGAGAGACUGUUGCUGGUGCACGGCCGUUGGUCCUAUUACCGGAUGUGCAAGUUCCUCAGAUACUUCUUCUACAAAAACUUUGCUUUCACUUUAUGCCACUUUUGGUUUGCCUUCUUUGUGGCAUUCUCAGCACAGACACUGUUUGAUCCCAUGUUUAUAUCAGUCUAUAAUCUGUUCUACACAUCGAUGCCUGUGUUGGCUCUCGGCAUCUUUGAACAAGAUGUCAAUGCUGUGAAUAGUAUCAAGUUUCCCCGUCUCUACAGCCCUGGUCUCAACAAUGCUCUGUUUAAUAAACGAGAAUUCUUCAGAUCUGCCCUUCAUGGAUUUCUAACCUCUUGUGUCCUGUUCUUCAUACCGUUUGGUGCAUACUAUAAUGGCAUGGAUCAGGAUGGGCGUAGUAUGGCUGAUCAGCAAACAUUUGGCAGUGUUGUAGCAACGAUACUUGUCAUUGUAGUCACUGUACAAAUUUGUUUGGAUACAUCAUAUUGGACCAUGUUCAACCACAUCACCAUAUGGGGAUCUCUCAUCUUUUACUUUCUGCUGCAAUACUUCUACAACUUCGUCAUUGGUGGUGAAUAUGUUGGAGCCCUAGCUAAGGCCAUGGGUGAGCCAAUGUUCUACUUUACCUCGCUCCUAACUAUUGUGGUGUUGAUGCUGCCUGUGAUGGCGUGGCGCUUCUACUGGGUGGAUGUCCAUCCCACUCUUUCCGACAAGGUGAGGUUUAAACAGCGCCAUGAUGCAAAGAUGGCAAGCAAGAGGUCUGACCACGACAUGCUUCGUACUCCAUCGGCAAGAAGAUCACGGCGAUCCAUCCGUUCGGGUUAUGCAUUUGCCCACCAGGAAGGGUUUGGCCGCCUCAUCACAAGUGGGAAAAUCAUGCGGCCAAGAAAUCCAAAGCCUGGCGCCAUGUCCAAUGGCCGAACCUCAAAUCUUCGUCCAGAUGCCAACAGAGUUUCAGUGGUGGCACCAGCACCCUCUACGGUGGAGGUGUAAUGAUCACCUUUUGUACUUAUCAGUUGUGAGUGUGUGUGUGCGCCUGUAUAUAUGAUAUAUCGUGGUGAUGAAAUAAUGUUUGGGGAUAUUUAUUUGAAUCUGCCACUGGUGCCAAUAGUUUGAUUUAGGAAACUAGAAAACACUUAGUAAAUACAAUUCUUUUAUUAAUACAGUAUUUGAAAGUUAUUUUCCUAAUAGCUUAUGUGAAACUAGGUGAUAAAGGCAGAGCCUUAAUAUUCUUGUAAAUGGAGAAAUGUCUGUGUGAGAGGAAAUAUCAAAGAAAAAUGAAAUCUAGAAAAGUGAACUUCAGAUGAAGACAUCAGUGAUUAAGCUAAGAAAGGAAAGAGGAAAGUGUUUGAAGACUUAUGCAUAGAAUGCCAAGAAUUUUUUUUUUCCAAAAUGGAAAGCUAAGAUUGCCUUGACAUGUACUUAGGCCACGAUGGAGGUGCCGCUAGGUGCUCCUUUCUCAUAAGUGUACUUAUGCUAGAUUUCUCAGGUUUUCUUUCUUUUGUAUGAUUUGUUUCUUUUCUCUCCUUCUCUGUCUUCAUUAUUAUUGUUGAAGUCAUGAUUUUUUUUUAAAUCUCUUUUUUAUGCAUUUGUUCAUCUUUGAGGUGGAAGUGUUGGACAAGGAACAAUGUGUGGUGGUAUUUGAUGCUUGUUCUUGUUUCGUCAGUUAAUUGAUUAAUUUUUUUUUUUUCUGACUUGUUCAUGAAAGGUGUACAUUUGUAGGUUUUAAUUAAGGUAAUGGAAUUCCAUAUGUGCUGAUUGAUAAACAUUCACUCAUAAUAAGAUGAUAUACAUGUUAAAACAUACUAUACAUCCAUAGAUUUUACAUUUUAUUGUACACAAAUCCAACUUAUAAUUGCUUACAGAAAAAAAAUUAUCCAACUAGU
Penaeus vannamei (Pacific white shrimp) is the source of this 4092-nucleotide messenger RNA. The record is from RefSeq and is a predicted model, not a curated record. Lineage: Eukaryota; Metazoa; Arthropoda; Malacostraca; Decapoda; Penaeidae.